AUGGCCAUGAUCUCUCUUGCUUCCCCUGACACCCAACCCCAAAUCCCCACCCAAACCCACCAACCUGAAACCCCGCCACCCGAAACCACCAUAUUUCGAUCGAAGUUCCCCGACAUCCCCCUCUCCAACCACCUCUCGCUCCACGGCUACUGCUUUGAAAAGCUGUCCGAAUUCGCCGACGCCCCCUGUAUCAUCUCCACCGACGCCGCUGGCAAGACCUACACCUUCCGCGAGACCCACCUCCUCUCCCGUAGGACGGCCGCCGGUUUCUCCAAGCUCGGCAUCAAGCACGGAGAUGUCAUCAUGGUUCUCCUCCAAAACUCCCCUGAAUUUGUCUUCGCCUUCAUGGGCGCCUCCAUGCUCGGGGCCGUGACCACCGCCGCGAACCCCUUCUGCACUGCCUCCGAGAUCUACAAACAAUUCAAGGCCUCGGGUGCCAAGCUCGUCAUCACCCAAUCCGUCUACGUCGACAAGCUCCGCAACGAGAAUUUCCCCGGGAUUGGUGACGGACUCACCGUCCUCACACUCGAUGCCUCUCCAGAGGGAUGCACACCAUUCUCCGACGUGUUGGAGGCAGACGAGACGGCGAUUCCCGAUAUCACCAUCGAUCCAGAGGACCCUGUUGCGCUCCCGUAUUCCUCGGGGACGACAGGCUUGCCCAAAGGAGUGAUCUUGACGCACAAGAGCCUGAUAUCGAGCGUCGCGCAGCAAGUCGACGGGGAGAACCCGAACCUCUACUUGAAGACCGACGACGUGGUGCUGUGCGUGCUUCCCCUGUUUCAUAUAUUCUCCCUGAACUCUGUCUUGCUCUGUUCUUUGAGGGCAGGGGCGGCGGUGAUGAUAAUGCCCAAGUUUGAGAUCACGGCGAUGCUGGAGGGGAUUCAGAGGCACCGGGUGUCGGUGGCGAUGGUGGUGCCGCCGCUGGUGCUGGCUUUGGCGAAGAAUCCGGUGGUCGAGAAGUACGACCUCAGCUCGAUAAGGAUCGUGCUCUCCGGCGCGGCCCCACUGGGGAAGGAGCUGGAAGAGGCGCUCAGAACCAGAGUCCCUCAGGCGGUCUUUGGGCAGGGUUAUGGAAUGACUGAGGCUGGCCCGGUGCUAUCAAUGUGCCCUGCAUUUGCUAAGGAGCCGAUCGCAGCCAAAACAGGUUCAUGCGGCAUGGUCGUGAGGAAUGCCGAUCUCAAGGUCAUUGAUCCGGAGACUGGCUUCUCCCUCGGCCGGAAUCAGCCCGGCGAGAUAUGCAUCCGUGGACCUCAGAUCAUGAAAGGUUAUCUUAAUGAUCCUGAUGCCACAUCAUCGACAAUAGACGUGGAAGGCUGGCUACACACCGGGGACAUUGGUUAUGUGGAUGAUGAUGAUGAGGUCUUCAUAGUGGAUCGAGUGAAGGAGCUCAUCAAGUUCAAGGGUUUUCAGGUUCCACCAGCUGAGCUUGAGGGCCUCCUUGUCAGCCACCCCUCCAUUGCUGAUGCUGCUGUGAUCCCGCAAAAGGAUGAAGCUGCCGGUGAAGUUCCGGUUGCUUUCGUUGUACGAGCUAAAGAUGCAGACCUCACUGAGGAAGCUGUGAAAGAGUUCAUAGCCAAACAGGUCGUGUUUUAUAAGAGAUUACACAAAAUUUACUUCGUCCACUCCAUUCCAAAAUCCCCCUCUGGAAAGAUAUUGAGGAAGGAUUUGAGGGCCAAACUAGCCACUUCUUAAAAGCUGCCCGGACCGGAGCUUGGAGCUUGCAAUUUAAUUGUUUCAUCAAUGUUCUUUCAAGUGCUUAGCUUUGGGUUUCAUUCAUUCUGAACUCUGUACCCUUCGCUCAAAAGCAGGAGGGAACUGCAUUUGAGAGAUCAAAUAAGUUAAUGGUCGCCGAUGCUUUCAUUUAUCAUCUGGUUUUGCAUUUUAUGAUCAGUUUCGAUAUGGUGUAACGCAAUGAAUUAGCCAGUGAGACUUCCAGUCAAGCUGUUGCAAUCCCUCUUGGUACAUUUUGGACCUUAAAGGUGGCAUUCCCACUGUAUCUAUCAAAAAUAAAUAAAUGAAUGAAUAGCUGCUUAAUUUCUGAAGUAGCAGGCUAUUCCUACACUCAGAUUA
Messenger RNA from Elaeis guineensis (African oil palm), 2070 nucleotides. RefSeq names its product 4-coumarate--CoA ligase 2. NCBI's taxonomy places the organism in Eukaryota, Viridiplantae, Streptophyta, Magnoliopsida, Arecales, Arecaceae. The record is from RefSeq and is a predicted model, not a curated record. Gene Ontology annotation, molecular function: 4-coumarate-CoA ligase activity.